AUGACCGGGCUGUCACCAUUACUUUAUUGGACGACCAACUUUAUCUACGACCUCUUGAAUUACGCUUUCAGUGCUGCAUUGACACUGCUUGUCAUUUUCAUUAUUGGAAUGCCCGUGUACAAGUCGCUUGAAAACUUGGAGGCGUUUGCAUUGCUCAUGGCUCUGUUUGGGAUUUCAACGAUUCCUAUGGUAUAUGCGGUAUGUUCUUGUCAACUAGAAGGAACUAACAUUUGUCUCAUCUACCAUAUUAGGCUUGACCUUCCAAUGCAGUUCUUUUGA
Cooperia oncophora is the source of this 279-nucleotide messenger RNA. Lineage: Eukaryota; Metazoa; Nematoda; Chromadorea; Rhabditida; Trichostrongylidae. The record is from the annotation of a GenBank genome assembly.